GGGAGUGGAAGAAGAAGAAGAAGAAGAAGCUCAAGUUCCUCUACCAAGAAGGAAAUGCGCUCCCUCGCCGACUUUUGUACAGCACUACGACUAUUACUUGAUCUCCGCGCAGUGGGAACCCGCUGGCAGGCGAAGAAUACCCCCCCGUGGCCGUCGUAUUUCGGCACAGAUCCUAACCCCCCAAGCCAGACUGCAUUUGUUCUCCGACAAGCCGCAAUCGGUCUAUGGGAGUAUCUGCUUCUGGACUUGAUCUUUUCUCAGAGCGGACGGGGGCUACCCUCCGACGAUUUCUCCUCCUUCUCGUCUUUCAUCAACCCGACGCACGGCCGAUGGCAGGUUCGUCUACUCUCCAGUCUGGCAGUUUGGCUUGUAUUUGGCCGAACACUGGUGGACGUGAUCUACCGGUUCGUUUCGAUGGUGGCCGUCCUUUCGGGAUUGACGAUGCCGGACUGCUGGCCACCUUUUUUUGGGAGUAUGUGGGAUGCAUACACCUUACGCAAUGCAUGGGGCAAAUUCUGGCAUCAGCAGUUCCGAUGGCCGUUCACCACCUUCAGCUCAUUUGUGAGCCGGUCCGUACUACAUCUUCCGCGCCACUCCCGGGUCGAACGGUCUAUGAGUGUCUUACUGGCAUUUCUACUCUCCGGGCUAAUGCACCAUGUCGGGUCGCCUGUGGAGGAAGCGUCCGGGGCGAUUCCAUUCUUCACCGUCUUCGCUGUCGGCAUGGUGAUCGAGGAUGAGCUGUUGUGGCGGUGGCGGUGCUGGUUCGGGCGUGGAUUUUACUCGACAGCGACAACGACGAUAUGGGAAAGAAUCGUCGGCUUUGUAUGGGUAUCUGUGUGGUUGGCUAUGGUGGCGCCCUGGUACACGGCUGACAUCGUCCGAGUGGUUGCAAGCACGAAGACUCAACUCCCCGUGAGUCUUGUGGAUGCGUAUGGGCUUUCGACUGCGAGUGUUGUUCUUGCUAUUGGAGCAGUUCUUCUGAAGGUCAUAUUCAAAACUAGCCUAUAACAGCUUUCCCGGUGAAAAUGAGUAAUGCAUCCAGUUAA
Messenger RNA from Penicilliopsis zonata CBS 506.65, 1046 nucleotides. RefSeq lists its product as hypothetical. The transcript has 2 exons. The coding region runs from base 55 to 1008 and encodes 317 amino acids. Lineage: Eukaryota; Fungi; Ascomycota; Eurotiomycetes; Eurotiales; Aspergillaceae. The record is from RefSeq and is a predicted model, not a curated record. Gene Ontology annotation, biological process: lipid metabolic process.